CGCUCGGCCGCCUGGCCUAUGGCAAACGCCAAGAAUUAAUUAGGGGCGGGAAUCAAGGAGCCGCUGUCAGGAGGUCGCCAUAUUUCCGUACAGCCCAGAGGCCGCCAGGGCAGUCAGUAGGUCCCGAGAGGUGCUCUGACAGGGCGGGGCCGACGCACGGCUCUGCCCGCCUCCCCCCCUCCCUCCGGCCCGGGACAGGUGGCUGCGGCGCGCCCCGCCCCCGCCAGCUGCGGGGCCCAGCGAGCAAGCGAGGGAGGGAGGGUGAGCCCGGGACGCCCGCCGCGGCCAGCUGCGAGGGAGACAGACGGAGCGAGCGCCAGUCCGGGACGGCCGGGCUACGAGUCCGGCGGCAGCAGACGAGUAUCCUGGCGGCCAAAAAAAUGCUCCUGUACCGAGGGGCCCCCGCCGGCCCUGGGACGCCAGGCAGCGGGCUGACCCGGCCAGGCGGCGGCCCGCAGGCCUUCGGGAUCCGCCUGAGCACUAUGAGCCCCCGCUACCUACAGAGCAACUCCAGCAGCCACACGCGACCCUUCAGUGCCAUCGCGGAGCUGCUAGAUAAUGCUGUAGAUCCAGAUGUAUCUGCCAGGACAGUCUUUAUAGAUGUUGAAGAGGUCAAGAAUAAAUCUUGUUUGACUUUUACUGAUGAUGGCUGUGGAAUGACUCCCCAUAAACUACACCGGAUGCUCAGUUUUGGCUUCACUGACAAAGUCAUAAAGAAAAGUCAGUGUCCCAUCGGCGUCUUUGGUAAUGGCUUCAAGUCUGGCUCCAUGCGGCUUGGAAAGGAUGUGCUUGUCUUCACCAAGAAUGGGGGUACUCUCACUGUUGGACUUCUGUCACAGACUUAUCUGGAAUGUGUCCAGGCUCAGGCAGUUAUCGUACCAAUUGUUCCAUUCAGCCAGCAAGACAAAAAAAUGAUUGUUACUGAAGAUUCUUUGCCCAGCCUGGAAGCCAUUCUGAACUACUCAAUUUUCAACAGCGAAAAUGAACUGUUAUCCCAGUUUGAUGCCAUCCCUGGCAAGAAGGGAACUCGAGUUCUCAUUUGGAACAUACGCAGAAAUAAAGAUGGAAAGUCUGAGUUGGACUUUGAUACAGAUCAAUAUGACAUCCUGGUGUCAGACUUCAGCACAGAAGAAAAAGGGACUGAUGGUGUUACUUCUGAACUGCCAGAAACAGAGUACUCAUUACGGGCCUUUUGUGGUAUUCUGUACAUGAAACCAAGAAUGAAAAUCUUUCUACGUCAAAAGAAGGUGACCACCCAGAUGAUUGCCAAGAGCUUGGCCAAUGUAGGAUAUGAUAUAUAUAAACCUUCAUUUACAAAUAAGCAGGUGAAAAUAACUUUUGGAUUAUCUUGCAAAAACAGUAAUCACUGUGGAGUAAUGAUGUAUCAUAAUAACCGACUCAUAAAGUCUUUUGAGAAGGUGGGAUGCCAGGUGCAGCCAACUCAUGGUGAAGGUGUGGGAGUAAUUGGCGUCAUUGAGUGCAAUUUCUUAAAACCUGCCUACAACAAACAAGACUUUGAGUAUACCAAGGAGUACCGGUUGACCAUCAGUGCCCUUGCCCAGAAGCUCAAUGCUUAUUGCAAAGAAAAAACAUUCUACAAGAGUUUUGAGAACUCAGCCUUAGCUAAGCCAACACUGAAGAUUCCUGACCAGACAUGGGUACAAUGUGAUGAGUGUCUUAAAUGGAGGAAGCUUCCUGGCAAGGUUGACCCAUCCACAUUGCCUACAAGAUGGUUUUGUUACUAUAACACUCAUCCAAAAUACAGGAGAUGCUCUGUUCCAGAGGAACAAGAACUCGUUGAUGAAGACCUGUACUUGAACAAAACUAAGAAACAAGAUCAAACUGUUGAGAAGAAGAAGAUGCCAGUAGAAAAUGAGAACCACCAGGUAUUUGCUGAUCCACUGAAAAUCUCUACUAUUCAAGAUAUGGAUGAUCUGAACAACAAGACGAUUGGAUACGAUAGGGUUGAUAGCCCUUGCCAAUUUCUAUCUGCUGGAGAAGAGAACAGAACAUCUUCUCUUCAACUCAAACCUCUGGAUACCAGUAUCUUUCAGUUUUCCAGUAAAUACAAAUGGCUCCUAGGUGAGGAACCUGUGGAGAAGCGAAGAAAGCUCCAGAAUGAAAGAACAACACCACCUCUAGAUUAUUCCAUGCCUGGAUCCUACAGGAGGAUAGAGGCAGCUGUUGCCUACCCAGAAGGGGAGAACAGCCAAGAUAUCUCCAGUUCUGAGAGAAGCACACCACCCUACCUCUCCCCAGAAUACCCAGAAGCAAGCAAGAAUACCGGUCAGAAUAGGGAGGUUUCAGAUCUGUUCUCAGGGGCCCAAGAUCAGAGCCAGGGUUCCCUAUAUCCCGAAGAAGUAGAAGAUCAGAUGCCAAGAUUAGUAGCUGAAGAGUCUAACAGAGGUAGCACAAACAAAAACAAGGAAGAAAUAGACAAGGGACCUUUUGUAGCUGUUGUUGGUGUUGCAAAAGGGGUGCAGGAUUCAGGAGCUCCCAUUCAGCUGAUCCCUUUUAACAGAGAGGAGCUCGCUGAGAGAAGAAAAGCAGUUGAAUCAUGGAACCCAGUGCCUUAUUCUUCUGUAGCCUCUGCUACAACCCCCACCACAGUCAUUGGGGAGAAAGGAAGAAGCAGCGAGGAGAGUGGAGGUCGGAAUACUCUAAAACUGAGAAACCAAAGGGAACUGGAAGAGCUGAAGAGAACCACAGAAAAACUGGAACGUGCAUUGGCUGAAAGGAAUUUGUUCCAGCAGAAGGCAGAAGAGCUACAACAGGAGAGGGAUCACUGGCAUUCUGAGUUCAAGAAAGUCCAACAUGAAUUGGUGACUUACAGUACCCAGGAGACGGAAGGCCUGUAUUGGAGCAAGAAACACAUGGGCUAUCGCCAAGCUGAGUUCCAGAUUCUGAAAGCUGAGCUGGAAAGAACCAAAGAGGAAAAGCAAGAACUAAAAGAGAAACUGAAGGAGACCGAGAUGCACCUGGAAGUGCUGCAGAAGGCUCAGGUCUCCUACCGGACCCCAGAGGGAGAUGACCUAGAAAGGGCUUUGGCCAAGCUUACACGGCUUCGUAUCCACGUCAGCUAUCUCCUUACUUCUGUCCUCCCUCACUUGGAGCUUCGUGAGAUCGGGUUUGACUCAGAACAAGUGGAUGGGAUCCUGUAUACUGUGCUGGAGGCAAAUCACAUACUGGAUUGAGCACCAGACUAUAAAUUCUGUACACCUUUCCCUUCCCUACUCUUAAUGUUCCAUCUUCUCCUCUCCUCUUCUUUCUCCUUUCGACUCUUCCUCCAUUCCCCACUUCUCGCCAUGACUAUCUCUCUCUGUAUCUCUCCCUCUCUCUUUCGCUGAGUCUCUUACCUUUACGGCUUAUAUAGAUAAUGUUUGAGCAAAUCCUGGCUCUUAAUCAGUUUGCUUCUUAAUUCAGUUUUGAUGUUGAGAAAGGUGCUAGUUAAAUAUACUCUCUAGAGUCCAGGAACAGGAAAAAGCAAUAGUCACAAAAGCAAGUGACCUGAAAGCUUUAUUUUUUUUAUAAUUUCAUUAUUUGCCCUAUUUCAUAUCUUUUCAAAAUGGUUUGUAUUCAUUUAGGUUAAAUUCAUCAGUAAAUAUCGGGUCCAAUGUACCAGGUGUUUGGGAAAAAUUUGAGAAGUAGAACUCAUGGUUUCAGCCUUCAGGGAUCUAACGAUCCAGUUAGACAUACUCAAGACAGAUGCCAGUUUAACUAACAUAUAUACAUGAGUGACACAAACCUCAUAGAGAAGGACAAGAGAGGAAGCUUAAGGAAGGCAUCAACUCAGAAAUGGGACCUAAACUAAGGUUUGUUUAAAGAAAGAACAUGACCAUCCUGUUAACAGUGGUUGUUCUUUAGGUGGUAGGAGUAUGGUUGAUAUUUCUUCCUAUCUUCCUAUCUUCCUGCCUUUUUCAAAUUUUCUGUGUUAAAACUCUUAUUCUUCUUCCAUUGGAAAAAUAAAUUGUUUUUAAAAGAA
Messenger RNA from Erinaceus europaeus (western European hedgehog), 3982 nucleotides. It is a transcript of the gene MORC4, whose product is annotated as MORC family CW-type zinc finger 4. Lineage: Eukaryota; Metazoa; Chordata; Mammalia; Eulipotyphla; Erinaceidae. The coding region runs from base 381 to 3194 and encodes 937 amino acids. The record is from RefSeq and is a predicted model, not a curated record. Gene Ontology annotation, cellular component: nucleoplasm; nucleus. The transcript is spliced from 17 exons. Gene Ontology annotation, molecular function: ATP hydrolysis activity; zinc ion binding.